Messenger RNA from Plasmodium fragile, 3510 nucleotides. RefSeq lists its product as uncharacterized. The record is from RefSeq and is a predicted model, not a curated record. NCBI's taxonomy places the organism in Eukaryota, Apicomplexa, Aconoidasida, Haemosporida, Plasmodiidae. Bases 1 to 3510 code for a protein of 1169 amino acids. The transcript is spliced from 5 exons.
AUGAACUAUAAGAGGUUAGGGGACUUAUUAGCACAUUAUGUGCGGGAAAGGGCACUAGGGGGCGAUGGAACAGCAUAUACGACAAGUUUAUGGCAGGAUAUAGAGGCACAGCUGCAGAAGUUUAUACAACAUUUGAAAGAGGAUGGAAUGGACGAUAUGUAUUCUGUGAAUUGCAAGAACUCUGGCUGGCCGCUCCCGGAUGACCCGACUGAGACACCCAGAAUAGUUAAAAGCAUGGGUGCCAGAAUUAUAUGCACACUUAUGACUAAAGCAUUGUAUUUCCUUAAUGGGUGGAGCAAAGCACCAGGCACGGAUAUGGAAGAUGAUAGUGUCGGAAACAGAGAAUUGAGGAAUUUUAUUAAGUGUACAAUCGUGCACAUGUUCAUGCACUUGUUGAACGAGUCCGCAUGUGCGAGUACGUGGGGCAUUUUCUAUGCAUGGUACUCAAUGGAAAAAAUGGGGGCCCUACCAAACUGGAGCACGAAUUUAGUCUAUACGCAGGCGUGCACGCAAAAUUUAGACGUACAGCUACAAGUGGCUGGGUGGAGCAUGAAGGACGCAGUGAAGGAGUGGUUGAAAAGAAAUGUAAACAUACAGAACACACUGAACAGACACAGCUUCGUGCAGAAUUGUGGUCUUGCAGUGCCAAAAACUAAAGGAAGCAAGCAGGAUGGAACAGAUCAAGUAGAUGAGGACACUUUGCAGAAAAUACAGAACGUUGGGGGGAAUUUACAGACAGCAAUGAGGAAGGCAUUCAGGCAAAUUAAAAAAGAAUGGAGGGAACAGGCGAUAGCAGCAGGAGUCAGCAAUGUAGCGGCGUCCCCUGAGACAGAGUCGGACGAUGAGGCCCAUGACGAUGCGGAUGACGAUGAAGAGCAGGAUACGAAUGCGGGGACGGACAAGGACAAAAAGAAAGAAGACAGCAGUAACGCGCCCCAGGUACCGAAGAAAGUAGAAGCGCCGCCACCACCUAAGGUACCAGAGGCACCCAAACAGGGCGUUGUUCCUCAGGACAGGGUGUCAGUACCCAAAGCUGCACCGGAUGCACAGGCACCAUCCGUAGCACAAGGAGGCAGGUCUGACACACCACCAGCGGAUGCCGCACCAACAACAUCGGCAGGCACGGGACAAGGAACACAGACAGAAACCACACCACCAGGACCGGGUCCGGGACCUGGACCUGGACAACAACCCCCCCCACCUCCACCACCAAAGGACGGACCACAUAAAUCAGGGCCACAAGCCACAACAAACGAAAAAACAGGUGAGGAAAAGUGUAAGGACAGUCUUGGGCAGGGCCAACCGCGCUCGGGCUCAGUAGUUAUAAGUGCCGGAUGUACAUCGGACACUGCCUUAGGAGCACUACCGGGCGUUACGGACACAUCCGACUCCAAGCCCAGGAAGCCUGAUAACGGUGAGAAAGCUGAAUCCAAGGCUGAUGACAGUGAACAAAAUAGUAAGGGUGCCGUCGCCACAGGUAGUGGUACAGAGGAUCAGACUACAGUGACUAAUAAAGCUGAUCCCCCUGCUUCAACUGGUCCCACAGAUCCAGUUAGUCCAGCUGGGGCAGCAGGCGCAGGCGGUGCACAGGGUGCAUCCGGUGCAGCCGGCAACGACGGUAAAACCGUCGACAAUGGCGGCAACGAUGUCCCCCCUCCUCUCAAUCCACCCAAACCAAAACCGAACCCGAACCCAGAUCAAGCGGGAAGCAGCCCCGGCGGCGGCAGCACUACAGAGGAUUCAUCUAGUCCCGGUUCCACUGGUCACCAACCCCCUGGUUCCUCCGGUCCUGGCUCCACUGGCCACCAAAACCCUGGUUCCUCAGGUCCAGGUUCUACUGGUACUGGCUCUACGGGGACUCUGCAACCGGGUACCACAGGAGAUGGCUCCACAGGUGUCCCAAACCCCGGUUCCUCAGGACCGGGCAGUCAGGACACAGGUCAGGGCGCUCCCUCUGCCUCCACCUCCCCGGACGGUAAUGAUAAGACACAUAAAACUGCUGAUGAUCCCUUUGGACUUGACCUAAAUAAUCCUGGCUCUGCUGUACUUGGUAAAGUCGGAGGUGCAUUUGUCGAAGGUAUACCCCCACUAGUUUACCACGAUACAAAGGGUAAGGGACCUAAUACAGACCCUCAUGAUAACACCAUCAGUCCAUUCAUAACACCUGCGGACAUCUUGCUUUCUACCCCCGUUCUUAUCUUCUUUGCAUCGGCGAAUGAAUUCGGCACAUCAUGGAACCAUACAACUGGUCAAGGACGCAACUUAGGGAUAAGGAUUAGCAGAUCAUUGAAAGGGUACGAAAAAACUGAUAUUGAAACACUGAAGCAGAAUAAUAUUGUACUAAGGGAAAAAUUAAUGGGUUUAACAGAUGCAGAAUACGAAGAAUUAAUUAACCGAUACAAUGCCUGGAUGAACGAUACCACUAGAAGACUGGACGCAGGGGACGUGUCAUACCGGAACUUCUCUAAGAAUUGUUUAGAUAUAAAAAAAUAUAAUAAUAACUCUAAUUCACGCUGUAGAAAUAACAGUCCACGCGGUAGUUUAAAGACAAAGUUGAAAGACAUGGGCCAUCGUGAUAACGUUAGUAAAUCAAACGAGUCCUUAGACCUAAAUUAUUUUGGUCAUGAUGAGGAAAAAGAAGUUCACAGAUUCAUUAACUAUUGCAGUGUGCAGAGUCCUUCCAAUGAACGGGAUGAUAUUUCUAAGGAUGGGGAAGGAGUUGACACAUCCACCAGUUGCAGCAGUGUGGAGAGUCUGUUUGAAGGACGAAAUGACAUUAGCGAUGAUCAAGAAGGAAUUAACAGAAUGACAGAAUCAUCAACAUAUCGUAAUAGACACAGAGGGUCCUGUAUUAUAACGGCAGCUGAUAUCGACGAGGAAGUUCAGUAUUACAUAGAAAAAUUACGACAACGACAUGAAUUGUCCGGCAGACAUAGUGGAGAGUUUUUUGAGAACACCUCUUUGGGCAAAAUGCUCAGAAAAUUAGAUCUCAACGUUGGACCACGGGGUUUCUCAUCUUACUUACGAAAUAAAGCACAAGGUGAGGGAACGAGGGAGAAAUCCAAAGGAUUCUCAUUGAAGUGUAAAACGCAUAUGCAAACACCAGGACAAAAUAAUAAACUUCCCAGCAGUGCUAGUAGAGGUUGCCCUAAAAACACCGCACACAGGGACAGCUAUCGGAAACCAAAUUCCAAAGUUGGAUCGGAAGGAUUAUUACCAGCAUCACAGAACAAGGUUCAAGUUGAAGAAGUAGCAAAGAAACCCAGACGACUCUUUAGCGCAUGGACACAUACUUUACUUACGCGUGAAAAACUUGUCACCGUGACUGCGGCCAUCUCUGCUUUUAAUAUAAUAGAACUGUAUUUGUACUUGAUACUUUGGGAGCCAUUUGUAUGUAUCAUAUUCCUUGUUGCAGUUGCGAGCACAAUAGCCAUUAUGCUUCCGGUUCUCCUAUUCCGCUUUUGCAGAAGGAAAAUAUCAGGCAUGUCGAAUAAUAUUUUGAGUGAAUGA